Messenger RNA from Phaeodactylum tricornutum CCAP 1055/1, 2139 nucleotides. RefSeq lists its product with no specific name. The record is from RefSeq and is a predicted model, not a curated record. The transcript is spliced from 2 exons. NCBI's taxonomy places the organism in Eukaryota, Bacillariophyta, Bacillariophyceae, Surirellales, Neidiaceae. The coding region runs from base 1 to 2139 and encodes 712 amino acids.
AUGACGAGGGUUGCCUUUGUUCUGUCGUUCUUAGUUGCAACAGCUUUAGACAGUAUUGAAGCAGGAAUUUUCAGCCUGGAGCUCAAGCGAGCCGCUGAAGAAGCCAUUCAGCAUUCACACAAGCUUCAUGUAGAGGACCGCCUUCGUCGCCGAAAUUUCGACGAGAAGCUCCGUCUUAUGUCACAGCCUAAAGCUCGCGCUUUAAACAACUACGAUAGUGAUGAUGAACAGAACAGUGGCCAGAAUGAUGACCAGUUCCAGGACAAUCAAAGCGAUUACGAAUGGAACGAGCAAAUGGCCGAGCAGGAUUUUGGUUUCGAAAUUACUGAGUACGCCUUGAAGUACACAGGUUGCCAAACAGUCGAAUCCUAUGACGAUGCAAUCGCUGCGGACGAAGAAAUCGACGGUGUAUUAAAGGCUCGGCGCUUUGCCACUUUCCGACUAUGUCCCACACAGGAUUGCUCUUCAAAUAAUCACAUUGGGUGCAGCAGCAACUAUGGAGAAUACGUUGUUUCGAUGGAUCAGUUCCUGGGCGGCCUUAUUUCUACGGAAGAAGAUCGGGUUCGUGGAUUCUGCAUGUACUGCCAGGAAUGCGCGUCUAUACAGUCUUUCAAAGCAUUCGUCUCUGAGAUUACAGCCCUAAAGUCUGCUUCUGUCCAGGCCGCUGGAACUUUCUAUGCCCAGUGGGCAGCAAACUACCAAGAAGCCAACGGGUAUAACGACAACUACGAUGACGAUACAAUGGCCGCCAUGUACUGGCAAGUUCUAAAUUCCAACAAUGGAAACUACGCAAAUAACUACCGGAACGGGAACUAUGUCAACAGCCAGGCUUACAGUGACAGUAGUAGCAACGGUAGCGGAAGCAGCAACCGUUGGUGGCAAAAUAACGCUAAUGCACAAGUCUGGAGCUCGUCCAGUAACCAGCAGCACAGUCAGCAGGGAAGCUGGGAUAGUAUGGGUAACUGGUACGGGCGUCCACUUUUGAACGGAUAUUUCGAGGACGGUGGCACUUUCUACGCUGGAUGGGGCUACGUGUCGCAAUACAACGGAUCGUUUGUGCUUCUAGACGAAAACCAACCCGUCUACUACGACGUCAGCCUGUUUGGCGAUUUACCGGAGGGGUGGGAUGAAAGUUGGUUUCAAAAUCCAGAUGAAGUGGAAAGUUGUGCAUACAGUAGUUCAAAGAGUUGCUCCAACCAAUACACUUCUUGUAUGGAAAUCUUGGAAGACGAGAACUACAUCUCCUACAUGAAGGAUACGUAUGGCUCCUCCUACGAACAACAACGCGAACAAGGGCGAGCAUCGGAAUUUCUCCAGUGCACUGCCGUAGACGCACAAUAUUCCGCAUACGGCACGAAUGGCCAGUUCUAUAUCGGGCCGCAUUGUGACAGCAACGGACGAUCGAUUGAGCUCGGAGUCUUUACCGAUCAAUACUGCUCCAAUCAUUCAUCAGACAUUCCUGUCACAGACCUUUUGGGAUAUGAUCCACUCGAAGACAAUGCAAAUCUGUUUCCUGACGAGUGCAUCCCUUGUGCUGACAACUCCACUAGCAUUCAACAAUGGUACGAAGCAGACUAUGGCGAAGCGGGUGUAGCGCAAGUGUGUUCCACGCUUUACCAAUUGUCGGGAAAAUGCAACAAGAAUCUAAGUCCUACCCAAGUGUACGGACAAAUUGUAUACAGUAAUCAGACCAGCCAAAGAGGGGUGAAUUGUACCGGUGACGAGGAAAGUUGUGACGAAUAUGACCAGAUGUAUCAGUCUCAGCAGCAAGGCGAGAACGAGGCCAAGGUAUGUUCGUUCAUUGCUUCCUUGACAUCGGGAACAUACGAUAGGAACGGUCAGGUAUCCGGUACUGGUAGUAACUGGCCUAAGCAAUGGAGCAGUCCGUCGAACUGGAGGCGUGAAUUUGAGAUCGAAAAGAAGGCAAUGGGGACGGGGCAAAAAGUAACUCUGGCAUUCGGUGCUCUUGCUGUUGUAGCCAUGGCCGCGUAUGCCAUCUUCCUACGAGAAACCUUGUCGCGUCGAAAAACGCCGCUGUGUUGUAAGAAAGGUGAGGAAGAAAUGGAUAUUACCCGUCAAAACUCUGGCAUCGUGAUGGGGCGCUCUCAGAGUGCCCCAUCAAGUAUACCUUUAAUCUAA